Molecule: messenger RNA, 1365 nt
Organism: Talaromyces rugulosus
Lineage: Eukaryota; Fungi; Ascomycota; Eurotiomycetes; Eurotiales; Trichocomaceae
Exons: 6
Coding region: 1-1365 (454 amino acids)
Molecular function (GO): monooxygenase activity; FAD binding
Source: RefSeq, a predicted model, not a curated record
AUGAGCUCUCCUCAUGAAUACAACUGGCGGCGUCUCAGUGUUGGAGUGAUUGGCGGCGGCAUUGGCGGCAUGUCCGUGGCCAUCGCACUCCGUCGAGCCGGCCAUGAGGUAACCAUUUACGAGCGCAACGAUUUUGCUGGUGAGGUAGGAGCCUCUGUAUCAUGUGCUGCCAAUGGUACACGGUGGCUGCAUGAGUGGAAUGUUGAUGUCGCGAAAGGCGACCCGGUCGUACUUCGAAAGCUCAUCAACCGGGACUGGAAGACCGGAGAGCCGGUCAGCACGUAUGCCUUGGAUGACUAUGAGGAGCGCUGGGGAUAUGUCUACAACAUGUUCCACCGGCAGUAUAUGCAUGCAAUGCUCAAGGACUCGGCUCUGGAGGAGGAGGGUGAGGGAAUACGGGCUAAGCUUUUGGUUCAUCACCAGUGCGAGGACAUUGACCUAGUCAAUGGGAUGAUUACUUUCACUAAUGGGAAAACCGUUCACCACGAUCUCAUAAUUGGUGCCGACGGUAUUGGUUCUGCUGUUCGCAAGAUAAUCGGCCUCAACCCGGAAAAGAGACCUUCAGAGUCGAGUUGUCUCCAUGCCAAUGUGCGCACCGAAGACGCAGUUCGUCUGGGCCUCGUCGACUACUCUAAGCAUGAUGCAUUGGAAUACUGGGGCGGUCAAGAAGGAAAAUGGGAUAAAAUUGUGCUGUCACCUUGCAAUGGUGGCCGCUUGCUCUCCUACUAUUGCUUCUUCCCCCGAGCACAGGGAGACUAUACCAACCACACAUGGGGUGGAGAGGACCUUUCGGUGGAAGAACUCCUAGCACCAUAUCCAGAGCUUGAUCGUCAUGUAUUUGGCCAUCUCUCUAUAGGAAAGGAGAUCCAGCCGUGGCGUUUAUGGGUGCACCAGCCGUAUCCCUAUAUAACCCGAAGCAUGGUUUGUCUGUUGGGAGAUGCCGGACAUCCAAUGAUGCCUCACCAAAGCCAAGGAGCCUGCAUGGCAAUAGAAGACGCAGCAGCACUUGGAAUACUUUUUAGCAAGGCUUACUUUUCCGGAGAUGUCCACGAAACACUUUCAAUCUACCAGGAAAUACGACUCCCUCGCGCCACAAAGGUCCAAUCUGCGGCGGCAAAAGCAGCCUAUAAUAUCAACGAACGUAUUGGCUUCUCAAGUAACACAAACAAUAAGCUAUACAGCGUCGAGAAUGAAAAAGGAAAACUCACAAUUGAGGAAAUGAAUGGUUAUGAUAUGUACAAACAUGUCGAUGAAGUGAUGGCAAGGAGGAAAGGGCGGUCUUAUAAGGAAAAUUUCAAAGAUGGUAUCCCGCUGGACUUGAAGCUACCGAAUGGCACCCCUGUUGUCGAAGUAGCUCGCCUGUAG